AUGGCUGGCGACCUUAACCAAGUGGUCCAGCUGCUGGAUGCCACCUUGAAGCCGGCAGAGCGAAGAAAGGCCGAACUCGCACUCAAGGCUGAAGAGAAGCACCAGGGCUUCUCCCUCCUCCUCCUUCAGAUCGUCCACAACGAGUCGUUGCCACAACAGAAUCGUCUCUCGGCCGCCCUAUACUUCAAAAACUUCAUUCGAUUCAACUAUGUGGACGCACAAGGAAAUUACAAGUUGCCCUCAAAUGAGGUGGACACCAUCAAACAAGAGCUGAUUGGCCUGAUGAUUACUUGUCCUCCCGCCAUCCAGACUCAGCUUGGUGAAGCUAUCAGCUUGAUCGCGGAUUCUGACUUCUGGGAGAGAUGGCAAACACUGGUGACAGACCUCGUUUCGCGCUUGACGCCGGACAACGCCAAAGUCAAUAACGGCGUGCUGGAAGUUGCGCAUUCCAUCUUUCAGAGAUGGCGACCGCUUUACAGAUCCGAUGAACUGUUCACCGAGAUCAACCACGUCCUGAAGACCUUUGCGGCCCCUUUUCUUGAGCUUAUGAUCGCUACCGACGGUCAGAUCAAGGCCAAUCAGAACAACAAGGAAGCCCUAAAGGCCUACUUGCUGACAUUCAAUCUCCUCAUCAAGGUUUUCUACGACCUCUCGUGCCAAGACCUACCGCCCCAGUUCGAAGAGUCCCUCGACCGUAUCGCAGCCUUACUUCACGAGUACCUGGUAUAUCAGAACAAUUUGCUCGUGACAGAUGACGAUGACGAGGCUUCCGUUCUGGAAAACGUCAAGGCUGAUAUUUGCGAUGUCUUGCAAUUAUACACGACCAAAUACGAUGACGAGUUUGGCCGAUUUGCGCCCAAGUUCAUUUCAAGCGCAUGGAAUCUGCUGUCUUCUCUCGGCCCCCAACAAAAAUACGACAAUCUUGUUAGCAAGGCCCUGCAGUUCCUGACAGCUAUUGCCAGCCAAGAUUCACACGCUCAGAACUUCAAUGAUGAGGCUGUCUUGAAGCAAAUUGUUGAGGGCGUCGUGCUUCCCAAUGUCGCACUUCGUGAGUCUGAUAUUGAGCAGUUUGAGGAUGAGCCCAUUGAGUUUAUUAGAAGAGAUCUCGAGGGAUCCGACACGGACUCGAGACGACGAGCCGCUACGGAUUUCUUGAAGAAGCUCCAGGAGAAGUUCGAGGCAUUGGUGACUGGAGUGGCCGGAAACUACAUCAACCAUUACUUGGAGCAGGGCAAGACAAACUGGAAAGACAAGGACACUGCUGUCUCACUCUUCUUUUCGAUCGCUGCCAAGGGCGCUGUGACUGCAGCACAAGGUGUCAAGACCAUCAACUCUCUCAUUGAUGUUGUCGACUUCUUCCAGAAGCACAUUGCCGCAGAUCUGAUCAAUGUCGAGUCCGAGCCAAUCUCCAAGGUUGACGCCAUCAAGUUCCUCUACACAUUCCGCAGCCAGCUUACAAAGGAACAAUGGCAAGGUGCAUUCCAGCCACUCAUUCAGAACCUCGGAUCGGACAACUAUGUCGUCUACACGUAUGCUGCUAUUGCAGUCGAACGUGUCUUGUACUUGACUGAUGACGCGGGCAACCAUGUCUUUUCUCGAACCGAUAUUGAGCCAUUCGCCAAGGAUUUAUUGGAUCACCUAUUCAAGCUUGUGGAAAAGGACACUGCACCGGCAAAGAUGCAAGAGAAUGAGUUCUUGAUGCGAUGCAUCAUGCGUGUGCUCAUCGUUAUGAAGGACGGUGUUCUGCCUUUUGCAGACAUGGUCUUGGAUCACCUUAUCAGGAUCACGGCUGUCAUCAAGGAGAACCCAAGCAACCCCAGAUUCUACUACUAUCACUUUGAAGCUCUGGGCGCAUUGGUCAAGAAUGGUUCGCCUGGUGCUAGUGCUCAACUUCAGGAACGCUUGUGGGCUCCCCUCCACACGAUUCUCAUUGAAGAGGUCAACGAAUUCAUUCCCUAUGUCUUCCAGCUCUUCGCCGCGCUUCUGGAGCCAAACCCUUCCGGUGCACUGCCCGACCACUACAAGGCUCUAGUCGGUCCCCUUAUUCUGCCUACGAUCUGGGAGACCCGAGGCAACGUGCCUGGUGCCGCCCGUUUACUGGCUGCCAUUAUUCCCAGAGCCACUGAGUCAAUCAUUGCAGAAAAUCAGCUUGAGCCAAUUCUGGGCAUCUUCCAGAAACUCCUGAGUGGCAAGAAGACCGAGCAGAGCGCCUUCGAGAUUCUUGACGUGAUUGUGGUGUCUAUUCCAAAGCCCGUUCUCGAGAAAUACUUUGUCACAAUUCUGCAAUUGCUGUACACCAAGCUGCAAAACAACCCCUCUGACUCGUAUAAGAGAAACUUUGUUUGCUUCUACCACUUGGUAUCAGCCAAGACUGAAGCUGGUCUGGGAGCUGAUUUCUUUAUCGCGCAAACUGACUCCAUUCAAGCCAACAUCUUCACGCCCAUCUACCUGCAGCAAAUUCUUCCCAUUUCCAAGACCUUGGCCCGUCCGGUGGAUCGCAAGCUGGCUGUUGUGUCGUUUGCCAAAUCACUUGCAGAGAGUCAGGCUUUCGCACAGCGGUACCAGAAGGGGGGUUGGCGCUUUACAUGUGAAGCCAUGUUGACCUUGCUUGCCAAUGCACCCACGUUGGCCACUGGCGGUGGCAACGAGGUGGUGAACGAGGCAGAUGUUGAUGAUAUUGGAUUCGGCAUGGGAUUUACGCCUUUGAACACGUGCAGGCAGCCAACCAGAGACGAGUUCCCUCAGAUCCAGGACGUUCCCCAGUGGGUGAAGCAGUAUCUUACGCAUGCCAACGCUUCACAAAACAAUGUCAUUGCGGGCUACGUACAAGAACGUCUCACGGAUGAGGGUAAGCAAGCGUUGGCAGUGUACAUUAGCUAG
This is a messenger RNA of Pestalotiopsis fici W106-1, 2880 nucleotides long. RefSeq lists its product as uncharacterized. Lineage: Eukaryota; Fungi; Ascomycota; Sordariomycetes; Amphisphaeriales; Sporocadaceae. Gene Ontology annotation, biological process: protein export from nucleus; protein import into nucleus. Gene Ontology annotation, cellular component: nuclear envelope; cytosol. The record is from RefSeq and is a predicted model, not a curated record. The coding region runs from base 1 to 2880 and encodes 959 amino acids. Gene Ontology annotation, molecular function: nuclear export signal receptor activity; small GTPase binding. The transcript is spliced from 8 exons.